Molecule: messenger RNA, 646 nt
Organism: Chaetura pelagica (chimney swift)
Lineage: Eukaryota; Metazoa; Chordata; Aves; Apodiformes; Apodidae
Gene: MYL9
Product: myosin, light chain 9, regulatory
Exons: 3
Coding region: 35-553 (172 amino acids)
Biological process (GO): myofibril assembly; platelet aggregation
Cellular component (GO): stress fiber; myofibril; cytoplasm
Molecular function (GO): calcium ion binding
Source: RefSeq, a predicted model, not a curated record
UGCCCUGCCCCCAGGUACCCCCCCAGCUGCCAAGAUGUCCAGCAAACGUGCCAAAGCCAAGACCACCAAGAAGCGCCCGCAACGCGCCACCUCCAACGUCUUCGCCAUGUUUGACCAGUCCCAGAUCCAGGAGUUCAAGGAGGCCUUCAACAUGAUCGACCAGAACCGCGACGGCUUCAUUGACAAGGAGGAUCUGCACGACAUGCUGGCUUCCCUUGGGAAGAACCCCACCGACGAGUACCUGGAGGGCAUGAUGAGCGAGGCGCCGGGGCCCAUCAACUUCACCCAGUUCCUCACCAUGUUCGGGGAGAAGCUGAACGGCACCGACCCCGAGGACGUGAUCCGCAACGCCUUCGCCUGCUUCGACGAGGAGGCCUCAGGCUUCAUCCACGAGGACCAUCUGCGCGAGCUGCUGACCACCAUGGGCGACAGGUUCACUGACGAGGAGGUGGAUGAGAUGUACCGGGAGGCGCCCAUCGACAAGAAGGGCAACUUCAACUACGUGGAGUUCACCCGCAUCCUGAAGCACGGGGCCAAGGACAAGGACGAUUAGAGCUCAGGGCCACUCGGCCCCUCUGCAUCCCCUGGCACACGCCCCACACCCCUCGGCCCCCCUUGCUGCCCCACAGCAGGCUCCCCCUGUGGG